AUGGUGGCGGACAUAAUGAUGGCCAGAGCUCCCUCUCGCUUUCCCCCUACCUGCACGACGCCACCACACGACGCUGCCCCUCAACUGCCGCACUUCUCCCACACAACAUCCAGCCUGACCGCCACGUCCUCCACCGACCCGCGGUGCCGAGCUCCGAAUCCCACGUCGCACAGCUCGUCUGGCCCCGUUCCGUCCGCGAGCUGCCCGGCGAUGGUCAGGUUGAACGCCCCGUCGUAUCAGGACCCGGCCAUCCCGUACCGCAACCUGGCCGUCGCCGUGUCGGUUAGGGUCUGGGGCGAGGGAGUAGUAUUGGAUGACGCGCUGCUUGUCGAGGAAGCCUCGCCAUAG
Molecule: messenger RNA, 348 nt
Organism: Thermothielavioides terrestris NRRL 8126
Lineage: Eukaryota; Fungi; Ascomycota; Sordariomycetes; Sordariales; Chaetomiaceae
Exons: 2
Coding region: 1-348 (115 amino acids)
Source: RefSeq, a predicted model, not a curated record